This is a messenger RNA of Stomoxys calcitrans (stable fly), 5171 nucleotides long. Its product is annotated as aminopeptidase N. Lineage: Eukaryota; Metazoa; Arthropoda; Insecta; Diptera; Muscidae. The record is from RefSeq and is a predicted model, not a curated record. The transcript is spliced from 14 exons. Gene Ontology annotation, biological process: proteolysis; peptide catabolic process. Gene Ontology annotation, cellular component: cytoplasm. Gene Ontology annotation, molecular function: peptide binding; metalloaminopeptidase activity; zinc ion binding. Bases 373 to 3798 code for a protein of 1141 amino acids.
UUUUCGAAUAACUCUACUGAAGUUUCCAAUACUUGUGUGGCGUAAAACUAGACCAGAGAAAAAAAAUAGUAUCUAUUGGAUACUGUUUUUUUUGUUGUUGUGCGUUUUUGUUUGUUUUUAUUUUUAUUGUCAACUGAAAGUGUGGGCGCCCAUGAAGUGCUUAAUUAAAACCUCUAAACGUGUUUUUAAAUAAUUUUUUCUGUUUGUUAAAAAAAUAUUUUUUCCUAAAUAAAAUCAGUGUCAAAGUUUUCUUAAAUAGUACAGAAAAUCCAAACAAAUCCAUCAUCUUUUUUGUGUUUUAAAUUUUCGUUGGGAAAACUCUUCUGAAAGGCGGUAAAAAUUAAAGGCAACAAGUUGUACACAUUUGGCACCAUGGAGGGAGGUUACGUGAAUGAAGAGGAUUCAGAUGCCAUUAUAGGAGUGGAAAGUCCAGCGCACAUUCCAAUAAAUUGCAAACAAUCAUUACAUCAACAACAAACACGGCAACCUUCACCACUGCUGCCGACCAGUGAAACAUCAUCCCCCAUCAAGCUCUCCUCCCUAAGUCCAGACGAAGAUCUGGAUUUGGAUCUAAACCUGCCCUAUGCUAGUACGACAAAGCCCUUAGACGCAAAAGCCACACACCGACCCAGAUGGCUAACCACGGAGGGCAUGCGGGCGUAUUUGCGUGAUUUCGAUUGGCGUGAUGUGAAGAAAUUCAAACAGAAAUUCUUUGUCGAAUAUUAUUCCGAGGAGCAAUUUUUGGGAGGGCAACUAAAAACGAAAAAUGGCCAAAAGUAUGUCUUCAAUGGACGACCCUCGGGUAUCUUUGUAUCGAAAACGUGUGCCAUAUUCUCAUGCAUUAUCGCCAUAUUGAUUGUCCUAUUCAGUGUGCUUAUCACAUAUUUUGUGACGGUGAGCACAACAACUCCAGGCUGCUUGAAUGGCCACAGUGAUCCAACAGUCAACAAUAACCAUCUUGCCACAGCCAGCAUGCUGGGUAUGCCUCAGCCCAAAUCGAAAUAUAAUAAUGAAGUGGCGCCCGUGGGUGAUAUACCGCCGGACAAUGAGAUAUUUGGCGAGGGAGCCAAAGACAAAUUUCCCAAUCGUCAACUGCAGCUUUAUGAUGGAUGGUUGCCAUUGCAAUACAACGUCGUCAUUGAACCCAACAACCAGACAUCCACCAGCAAUGGCAGUGUGGCUAUUCGCGUUCAGCGUGAUAUCCGUUUGACAUCAUUUGAACCCAUUGUCUUGGAUAUCAAUAAUGUGACCAUAACGAAUGUACGCGUCACACGUGAUGCAUACGCGAUGAAUUUCAAUGCAAUCGAUGUAGAAUUUGAGAGCAGCUACAAUUCAGAUUAUACGGCUUAUGUGAUCACAUUGGCAAAAACGUUGGCUAGUGAAAAAGAUCUCAGAUUGAUUGUUAGCAUGGAAUUUGUUAGUCAAAUUACCGACACAUUACAGGGAGUUUACAAGACUAGUUAUAUCAAUGUGGAUACGGGAAAGAGAGAAUGGAUGAUCAGCACACAAUUCUCCCCCAUUGAUGCGCGUCGUGCCUUCCCCUGUUUUGACCGUCCCGAUAUGAAAGCGAAUUUUUCAAUCAGUAUUAUAAGACCCACCCGAACCGCAAUGGCUUUAUCAAAUAUGCCUGUAUAUAAUAGCACUGUAAUUCGUCCCGGCUUUACCCGUGACGAUUUUAUGACUACACCAAAAAUGCCUACCUACCUCUUAGCUUUUAUUGUAUCGAAUUUGGUUAAAUCUCAUUACUCUGAUCGUGAUGCUUCCAUGGUGCCACGUAUUGAAAUUUGGACUAAACCCGAAAAUAAGGAUAUGACCCAAUAUGCCUAUACAUUGGUACGAAAAUUCUUACCCUUCUAUGAGGGCUAUUUUGGCAUAAAAAAUCGUUUGCAAAAAAUAGAUUUGGUAACAGUGCCCGAUUUUGGAUUUGGAGCCAUGGAGAAUUGGGGUUUGAUAACAUUCAGAGAUUCUUCCCUUUUGGUACCUGAAGAUUUAGAGAAAGCCUCUUCCUCAGAACACAUGGAAUUUGUUGCCCAAAUUAUAGCUCACGAAUUGGCCCAUCAAUGGUUUGGCAAUCUGGUAACUCCCAAAUGGUGGGAUGAUUUGUGGCUCAAGGAAGGUUUUGCCUGUUACAUGAGUUACAUUGCGUUGAAUCGUGUCCAUCCCGAAUAUGAAAUUAUGGACACAUUCACCGUCUUCGAAUUCAGGGAAUCCAUGUCACAUGAUUCCGACAAUAGUUCACAUCCCAUCUCAUUUAAUGUCAAGUCCACCAAUGAUAUACGGCGUAUUUUCGAUCCCAUCACCUAUUCCAAGGGAACUAUUCUACUGCGUAUGUUAAACUCCAUGGUGGGUAAUGAAGCUUUCCGUGAUGCCUCUCAAGAUUUGUUGAAAACAUUUGCCUAUGGCAAUGCCGAUCGUGAUGAUUUAUGGGAAUUUAUGACCAAACAUGGUCAUCUCAAAAAGACGUUACCCGAUAAUAUGGAUAUUAAGACCAUUAUGGAUACCUGGAUCAAUAAACCCGGCUAUCCGGUGGUCAAUGUGGAGAGACGUGGUGCCGAUUUAAUUGUUACCCAAGAGCGUUAUAUACUGCCCUCUCGCGAUAUGGCUGAUGACAGCAAAUGGAUUAUUCCCAUUACCUAUGAGACAAAUGAAGUACGCACUGGCCACACCAUACCCUCCUAUUGGCUGAUGGACAAUGGCCAUGAGUUGGUCAUAAAGGAUGUCUUUACUUCGGACAAUAAUAGCAAUGACAUUGUCUACUUGAAUUUGAAUCGCCAGGGUUAUUAUAGGGUAAACUAUGAUGUGGAAUCUUGGUUGGCUUUGAAAAAGCAAUUUAGCAUUUUGCCUCGUGUGACCAGAGCCCAGUUGUUGGAUGAUGCCUUCCAUUUGGCACAAGCAGAAUAUCUUACCUAUGACAUUCCUUUGACUUUCCUAAUGGAAAUAUUCACCUCCAUUGAUGAUGAAUUGCUGUGGUCGGCUGCCCAACAAGGUUUGACCUAUUUGAUACAUAUGAUGAGUCGUGAACCGGGCUAUGAGACAUUUAGGGCCUUUAUGAAAUUCAUGGUUAGACCCGCCUUUGACCAAUACAAUCUUCAAGAGCCCGAUAAUGAAUCCCACAUUCAAUUGCAACACCGAGCCUUGGUAGCCAAAUUGGCUUGUAAAUUCAAAUAUGAUCGCUGUUAUAACAUAGCCCACACUAAAUAUCGCAACUGGAUGGCUGAUCCCAAUAGCAACCGCAUUACACCCAACAUGAAACCUGUUAUUUACUGCACUGCUAUGGAAGAAGGCUCUUUCCAAGAAUGGCAUUUUGCUUAUAGGCAAUACAAUCGUACCACCAGCGCUUCAGAAAAGGAACAAAUUCUUUCUUCUUUGGGUUGCACCACCAAACCUUGGUUAUUAUCAAAAUAUUUGAACAUGACAUUAAAUUCAACACUCAUCAUGAAACAAGAUGGCGCUCGUGCAUUUAGGGCUGUGGCCGAAAAUCCAAUUGGCUUUGAAAUCGCCUUUGAUUUCUUGCAAACAAAUAUCAAAGAAAUCGCUGAAUAUUUCGGUGAUGGCUUCUCCACAUUAACGUCAAUGAUCAAAUCGAUAACCACUUAUAUGAGUAAAGAAUAUCACAAAGAGCAAUUGGAGAGAUUCCGUGAGAAAGCAAAAGGCUUGGGCCUGCAUUCAGUAGCAGCGGCCAUAGAUUUGGCCAUGGAACAGGUCAAUAACAACAUUUAUUGGCGCAAUCGUUCCUACUAUAGUCUCAAGUCAUUUGUGGACAUCAUAGUGGAGGACUUUGAAAUCAAUAUCUUCUAAGUCUUAGCCAGAAUACAAAAUAUCCUUACACCAAAAUACUUCACAACACAAACACAUACACACACACACACAUACACCCCUACCCAUUUAAACAUAUUUACAUGCAUACAAUCACUUACAUCAUGAAAAUGAUAAAGAGAAACGAUUUAAAAUUAUGAAUAAAUUAAUUACCAUACUAAAAGCAAAACAAACAUACAUACAUACAUACAUUUAUGUUUAAGGAAGAAUAGAUGAAAAAGAAAACAAAAACAAAAAAGUAAACAAAUUAUUUUUCAAAAUAGGUUUGCAAAUUUUUUAUACGUGAAACACACACCACACAAACUUUUUUCAUAAUUUGAAAAGAAAAAAACGAAAAUUUCAAAACAUAGGGCCUCAAAAAUCAACGAUGACUUUUCUUUGAUUGAUUUUUCAUUUGAAAUUUGAUUUGCAAACAAAAAAAGUGAUAUAAUUUUAGUUUAUUUUAACAACAUUUACAAUUUAGUAUUGAGCUUUAAAGCUAAUUAUAAUUACAUAUUUUUUUUCUAUUACUUUUAUUGCUAUUUUAUUUUUUCAAAAACCAAACUCAACUAAAUAUUAUGAUUUAUAAUUUAUUUUUUUUUUGUUUUAUCUUUUUUUCUUUACAAAAAAAAAAAAUAAAAAUAUUUUUCUAUAGAAUUGUGCUAUAUGUAAAUUUUGAGGAAAGAAAAAAUUAUUUUAUUAUUAUUUUUUUUUUUAAUCAUAUCUUAAGUAUUGUUCCUAUAUUAAAAUUAAACCAUUAAUAUUAAGAACUUGGAAGAACGCAAAUAAGAUGGUAAUGAUGAAGAAUGUUGACCGAAACUCCUAGAAGAAGCCAAAUUUGUGGUGUUUUAAAAAAAAUUUUCGCACUGCUGUCAUUCCUUGGUCUACAAAUCUUUUGCCCGGGGCAAAAGUUUUCAAUGUUGACAAACGAAAAGAAUUACACCGUGAAAAAAGAAGUAAAAUUAACUAAACAAACACAAAAAAGAAUUUAACUGACAUUCGUUGGAAGAAGUUAACGAAAAUACGCUGCUAAUGUAAAAUGUUAUUUGAUAAGGUUUUUUUUCGUUUAUUUUUUUGCGACUGGCCUAUUCGGGCAUUUUGAGAUCAGACAUUUUCUCUAUUCUAAUAAGCUAUAAAAAAGCCUUUUAGUAUUCUAAGUUCGUUUGUGUGAGCGCGCCCAAUUUCUAAUCUUAACCCUAUUUCCUUUUUCCUUUUUGUCUCUUCUGAGUGUAGAAAAUCCUACCAAGAUUUUUAUUUUCAUAUAAACCAAAUAGUUUUAAACAUAGUAAUUAUUAAUUUACAUGUACAUAUAAAAUUGAUUAAAAAUAUUUCGCAGUAAUUAUAAAUAAAUAAAGAAAAAAAAUGCGUGCAGCGAA